GGAGAUCUUUUUCUCCUCCCUCUCAUUUUUCUCUUUCUGCUGACCCUUGAAAGACUCCCAAGAAAAUCAUUUGACAUCAAGGGGGGAAUCCAUUCCCCUAAAUCUCUCUCUCUUUGUGUCUCUCUAUCUAGAAUGCAGCGGAUUCAUGAUCAUCGGACGAGAUCUACUCGACCGAUCACCAUUCAUGGAUUCGCCCAAUCUGGGGAUUACGAGGCCUUCCUCAAAUUGCUUCGAGAUAACCCUUCUCUUCUCAACGACCCAAAUCCCAUCAUGUGUCAGACACCACUUCAUGUUUCUGCUGGUUAUAACAAUGUGGAAAUAGUUAAGCUUUUACUUAACUGGAAUGGACCUGAUCAAGUUCAUCUAGAAGCCAAGAACAUGUAUGGCGAAACCCCUUUGCACAUGGCGGCUAAAAAUGGGUGUAAUGAAGCUGCAAAGUUGCUCCUUGCUCGUGGAGCUUUAAUUGAAUCGAAAGCAAAUAAUGGAAUGACUCCAUUACACUUGGCUGUUUGGCACUCACUUCGUGUGGAAGAUCACUCAACCGUCGAGACAUUACUAGAAUAUAAAGCUGAUUGCAGCGCUCAAGAUAAUGAUGAAAUGACGCCUUUAAAUCAUCUCUCCCAAGGGCCGGGAAAUGAGAAACUGAAGAAGCUUCUAAUGUGGCACCUUGAUGAACAGAGAAAACGAAAGGCUAUUGAGGCUUGCAGUGAGACAAAAGCAAAGAUGGAUGAGCUCGAGAUUGAACUUUCAAAUAUUGUGGGGCUUCAUGAGCUUAAGGUUCAACUUCGAAAGUGGGCUAAGGGUAUGUUCUUAGAUGAAAGGCGUCGUGCCCUUGGUCUUAAAGUCGGUCCUAGAAGACCACCCCAUAUGGCAUUCCUUGGUAAUCCCGGGACAGGUAAAACGAUGGUGGCGCGAAUCCUUGGAAAAUUGCUGUAUAUGGUAGGAAUUUUACCAACAGACAAGGUAACAGAGGUUCAGAGAACAGAUUUGGUUGGUGAAUUUGUUGGUCACACAGGGCCAAAGACGAGGAAGAAGAUCAAAGAGGCAGAAGGUGGUAUCUUAUUCGUGGACGAAGCUUAUAGGUUAAUCCCAAUGCAAAAGGCAGACGAUAAGGACUAUGGACUAGAAGCAUUGGAAGAGAUCAUGUCUGUUAUGGACAGUGGGAAAAUCGUGGUCAUUUUCGCAGGUUACAGCGAGCCAAUGAAAAGGGUAAUAUCUUCCAACGAAGGAUUCUGCAGGAGAGUUACGAAAUUCUUCCAUUUUGAGGAUUUCAGUUGCAAGGAUUUAGCCAAGAUUGUUGUUUUGAAGAUGAGCAAAAAUCAGACGGAUUCGAGUUUAUUGUGCGGAUUCAAGUUGGAUCCUUUGUGCACUGUUGACGCUGUUGAAGAUGUGAUAGCGAGAGUAACAAGUGAAAGGCAGAGAAGGGAGAUGAAUGGCGGUUUAUUGGAUCCUAUGCUUGUAAAUGCUCGAGAGAAUUUGGAUUUGAGGCUCGAUUUUGAUUGUAUUGAUACUAAUGAAUUGCUUAGCAUCAAGCUUGAAGAUUUAGAAGCUGGGCUCCAAUUGUUGUCAUCGUCUUCUUCUUAGUAUGAGAGUUGAGAUUCAGA
Messenger RNA from Impatiens glandulifera, 1604 nucleotides. RefSeq names its product ESX-1 secretion system protein EccA1-like. The coding region runs from base 133 to 1584 and encodes 483 amino acids. Gene Ontology annotation, molecular function: protein binding; ATP hydrolysis activity; ATP binding. The transcript is spliced from 7 exons. NCBI's taxonomy places the organism in Eukaryota, Viridiplantae, Streptophyta, Magnoliopsida, Ericales, Balsaminaceae. The record is from RefSeq and is a predicted model, not a curated record.